UGGCAAGAAUUUCGCGAACAGAGACAAUCCGUCUUCGGAGGUCUUCUCAGGGUGUAACCUUCUCGGAAAAAGUUCGAAAAGGCACCGAGGGAAUUGAGAGUAAAAUUAGAAUUGAAAAGAGAAAUGGAAGCUACGGAGUGGAAUACUAUCGAGAAACGGGACAGAAACAGCCCAAGCGAGUGCACGAAGGAAAUAACGAAGAUGUCCGAGAAUUAAGGAGAGACGGAAAGCAAAGAAGCCGAAUCCUUUCAAGCAGGUUUCUCAUUCAUUCCUGAAGCCGUCAAGAGGAAAGAAAUCCACCCUUUUCCUCUUUUUUUUUUAAAGCGGAACAUUUAGUAAAAUUCCCUGCUGCAAAGAGGGAAUUUUUUUUUGUGAAACGAAACGAAGAGUUGCCGCUAAACGUACCGACAAAAGUGAAUGCAAUCGAGCUACGCAGUUUUUAAAACUAUUUUAAAAGCAACUGAUCGGAACGUCGACGCUUUCAAGAAUCUGAUGCAAAGGGAGAGAAUUUUACGAGAGAUGCCGACAGUUUCUCCGUAGGAUAGAGAAUUCAGUGAAAAUGAAUAUUUGAAAAACCUUUAGCGGCGGGAAAGCUCCCGUUUGCCGAGAGAGAGAGUUUCUCCGAGAGCGUACAAUCUAAAACGCGGCAACUGCACAGCAUGGUGGAGCACUGAUUACACGAGGUGAUUAAGUCGAGUGACAAAGGGAAAGUGGACUGCUCCGUUCGUCAAAUAAAAAUAAAAUAUUCAGAGUACCCGAAGCGAAAUGGCGAGUCGAAUGAAAGCGUUGUACAACCAGGUGAUCUUCGAGAGGCGAAUUCUUCUUGGGUGCACCGUUCUCGUCGGUCUGUCGGUGUGCAUAUGGUCGAUUGCCAUCGGGACCAGUCACUGGUUUACGAUCGAGGCGCCGGAUAAGGAAGGUUUGCCCCUUGGGGACCCGACCAAAGGCAGACGAUUAAUUUACAAGCACAUGGGCCUGUGGAGAGGCUGUAUCCAAGGGAUAGUGCCACAGUCGGAAAAUUCCACCGAGUUGGUCCCCUUCUGGGAGUGCAAGAACCAAGACAUGUUCCCGACCGAGAAACAGUUCAAAUUAAAUCCGGGAUUGAACACUGUAGUCAAUUAUUCGAGGACGCAGGCGUCGUUCGCGAUAAUCAGCCUGUUCGUGAUGAUAAUGGGUUUCUCGUUCUCGAUCUAUACGUUCCGUAAUCCACGGUACAUGUUCAAGCGACUGGCCGGCGGGAUACACUUCAUCAGUGCCGCUUGUAACAUGGUGGUGAUACAAGUGCUUCUGUCCUCGAUCGAGUUCGAAAGUAAACACGUGCACACGACGUUCCCGAAGGGCGCGAUCAUGAGAUACGACUUCUCGCUGAUCCUCGCCUGGAUCGUGUUCCUCUGCAACCUGCUCGCCGGAUGCGCCUUCAUGCUGUUCUCCAGGAAACGGAAGAGGGACAAGGCACCGACUGAGGAGAUCGCCAUGGCCGACGAGCCAACCAUAAUCGGCCGUUGAUUCGUUUCCCCUUUCCCUGAAAAUCGACGAGCGAUUGAGCGAUUGAUCGUGACAGGAAGUUUCUUCGUCCCGGUGGAACGAAUUCGAUCUUACGAGACGCGGACGUAAAUCGAUGACAAUCGAGGCACGAGGCGACAAACGUUACGCUCGUCUCGUGUCCCAAACCCUUUUUCAGAAGUGAUGGCUAUCGAGAGGAAACGAAAUUGGUAUCGUUUGUACAGUGAUUUUUAAUCCCAUUUGUUUCGUUUUCUGCGGUUGGUCGACCAACUUUCGCGUGCAUUGUUCUAUUUAGCUCGUCGACGGCUACCGUGUAAAAGAGUAAGGCAAGUGUACUUCGAUGUCCAAUUUUCUCUCCCCUGCCCCCUCCCCCAAGUGGUUCGAUUGAUCGAUACUAAGGAUGACACGUCGUCGUCGUUGGACAUAUCGGAAACAGCAUAGAAGUAAUUUAAUUAACGAGAAAUGUUAUUUUUCUACUACAUUGGAACGCGGACGCUGUUAGCCGGGACCAUUGAAAUAGAGUAGAACCUCCGUUGUACGAGAGACAAGAGAAUUUUCACGUAUAAGACAAACGAUUGGCGCUGAAUUUGAUUUAUUACUCGAGACACGGUAAAGCAAAAUUGAUUGUUUCUAAAUAUCUUUGUACAUAAAUUCGGGAGAAAGAUACUGGUGUUUCAGUCGUCCUUUUCUUCGACGAAAUUAAAACGAUCGAACCUAUGGAUCGCAAAUUUCUUUUGCCAAAUUGCAUAAUUUUUUUUCAACAGGGUUCAAACCAUCCAAGCCUCGUUAACGCUUCGAAACAUCUUCGUUAACGCUGUCACUGGAUAGUUCAGUUCUUGGUUAUUGUUUAAAACAUUUUGUAAAACAAUCUCGUCGGUAAUUUCUAUCAGAUCGGUAUUACUCUGUCACGCUAGACUUGUCGCGAUCAUUGCAUUCUGGUAUUUUAUGCAACACUGCGAUGACUAUCCUGUUUCCUGAUUCCAGUUCCUUACUUUCUUCCACUUUGCGCAGCAAGAGUUUACCGCGAUGUAAGUUACAUCGUGAAACUUUACACCAAUUUCAAACUGAAUCAUUUGUGAAUUGAUUUCAUCUACACAUUUGUAGGCCAACACUUUUUUUACAAUGUGUAUGUGUAUCGUAGUACAACGGAGGUCCUACCUCACAUUAAACGUCUGUCAAAAUGAUGGCGCUAAAUUUAACGUAAAUGAAAAUUCUAAAAAAACAAAAUUGUUCGCGAUGCAUUAGCCGAUGCUAGAGCUUUUUACUCCUCGCGAGGGAAAGCUUUCCACGUGCGCAAUUACACAAGCUGUACACGAUUAACUGGCAACCGAAUACAAAAAUAAGCUGUUGUACGCGAUAGCCAGAGAUUUUGAUAUAACCAUCGAACCAUUUAUUUUUCUACACGAAAUUGUGUAUAUUUUUCUAUCUCCUUCGGAUAAUAUACUGAAUUUCAAGAGAAAGUUGCACCUCGAAUCUCCUCGAGGCGUAAUUUCGCGUGAUACGUUAUCACGAUAUCAAAAAAAAAAAAAAAAAAGAAAAAGAAAAAGAAAAAGAAAAAUAAAAGACAAUAUUUCUCUGUAAAUAGAUGCUCGUGUCCAGACGACAUUUCGUAGUCGAGGGAGUUAAACAAGAUAGAGAUCUGGACGUAGGACUCUCGAAAACAAUAAUUGAUACUCGUGUUCACCGUACGACGUAACAAGCCCAGAAACUGUUCCCGAGGACAUACAUACACGUACACCGAGAAGUGAGAAUCUGCCGUAUUAAUUAAACCCGGGAGAACAAUGUUCAACUGCGAAACUUUGCCAACUAUUUCGUGGGGAAUCAAGUGGAACGAUCUCGAGAUAUUCGGGAAUAUCGCGGUCUCGCGGAGUAGCUAACGUCAGUUACGCGGAUUAAAGCGAGCUUAGUUAACAAUCAAUGUGUAUGUGCGCGUGCCUUUGAAAGAGUUUUCAACAGAGAAGGAGGAGUGUCGCUAAUCCUCGCUUUCGCAGAUCCGUAACACCGUCAAGCGAAUUUAAAGAGUAAUCGACGCGCCUGGCUUAUUUUUGAAUCGAGCGACGAUGUUUCGAUUACUUUUUUAUACCUCUGAAUUGAAAUGCGUGAAAAGACUCGAGGACCUCAACAGCAGGAAGUCACGACUUUCAGUUGGGCUCGUUAACUGACGAUUCUAGUCAUCAAACCAAUGGAAUACAUUUUCACUCGAGACCGAGACACCCUCGAUUAUUGAUCGUGCCAAGUUUCUCUUGAUACUCGUUGAUCAACGCGGUCCUCCGUCAUGUGAAAUUCUGAAUGAUUUCAGAAGAUACUUCAGAAGUGUCUGUGUAAAUAGUAUCAAGUUAUUAAUCUCCGAUCGAAUUUCUCAACGAAACCGGUAAAAUCGGUAGAUCGUUCUCGCAUUGUUCUCUUUCUUUCGAGCGUCAACCGAUUGCCGAUUGGAAGGUUUCAACGACUUUCUAAGAUAAGUGAAAGCUGAUCGCGAUUUCUGUGACGCUGACUCUUUAAACCGUUGUUCUGUUUGAGGUAUUAAUAAAUUCGCGCACAUGUCCGAGAACUCGUGUGAAAGAGUUUAAACUCUCGACGAGUCUCGUUACGUCGAUUCGUCUGCUCGUGCAAACGUGAUCGAUGUCAUUUGCAAGUAUAUUCUUAUUAUUCUACGACUCAUCGCACCUCGUGGUUGUUUAAGUUUCGAAUUUGUUGUUCUACGUAUUAACCAUUGUGCGAAUCAACGUUUGCUAAUCAGAAUUUUGCGUUCCCAUUGCAACAGUAGCUCGUUCUGUGACUAUUGAACAAAAGACUUGAGUGCACGAGCAUAAUCGUAUCGAUGACAAUGAAAAACCGACAUUAUUUCGGUAAAAGAAGAUCGUACGACGAUUUCAUUUGGUAGAUCAUUUUAAAACGUUUUAAAAUGAGGUUGCAAGUUUCUUCGUUUCUUUCAAAGAUCAUAUAGAUCACAUAACUCCUGUUUUCUUGAGAAUUGUAAAAAUUCAAAAAUAAUUUUUUUCAUAACUAGAUCCACGACAAUUUUAAAGGUUGAAGAAGUCUCCCCCGUUUCUUUAAAACUUAUUGCACGAUUUUCUCCCAUCAUUUUAUCGAAUGUUGAAGGGGACAAAAGUUGAAGAAAUCCUAACAUUUUAUCAUCUGACUUCUAACGUUUAAAGUUCAAUAAAAUGGUAAAAAAAAAUUAUACAGCGAGUUUCAAGGGAUUCGUUGUAAAGAGAAAAUUUCAAUCUUCAAGGCCACACUGGAAAAAUUUUCGCACACGUUUGAAUUUUUUACAGUUUUCUCAGUCAUCUUUAAGUAAACUCAAAACUUCCGGAUUUAAAAUAAGACCUGGUGGAUUAUCUUUUUUUACAAAAUUAUAUGAUAAUUUUUCAUUGUAAUCGAUACUUAGUAAUCGAGUUAUGCUUCGUGUGUCAAUAUAUUACCUCGAGAGAUAAAAUACGCAAUAUUUCAUUUGAGUUUUGAUCAUUCACGUUUGAAGAAUAGUCCGAUUGGCAGACAUUGGUCGCAAAAUGAACUGUACGAAAGUGUCUGAAAGUUCCUUUGCCUUUUGCUUCUUCAAUAUAAGCAAGCUGCCCCCUCACGCGCUCUGAUAAAAGACAUCCUACUUUAUAUAAUACACGUGUAAGUACACGAUCACAAAAAUAAAUACAAUUGUUCUUUUCCACGAUCGAAAUAAAGGGUUAUUCACAGGUA
Messenger RNA from Frieseomelitta varia, 5199 nucleotides. Its product is annotated as transmembrane protein 114. The coding region runs from base 766 to 1506 and encodes 246 amino acids. NCBI's taxonomy places the organism in Eukaryota, Metazoa, Arthropoda, Insecta, Hymenoptera, Apidae. The record is from RefSeq and is a predicted model, not a curated record. The transcript is spliced from 5 exons. Gene Ontology annotation, cellular component: plasma membrane.